CCUUACACAGUGCUCCCAGGUCUCCCCCCUCUCCCCAGUGGCAGAUGACAGUCAGAACACAUACUCCAGCGACGUCGGGUUAAACUACCCAGUCCUAUGUAGACAUGCCACUCGCGGGGCUCCGAGAUGCAGCACCCCUGGACCUGUCUGGCAAAUGCAACUUCUCCAGCAUGAGGUGUCGAGGACAGUGUGUCGCCGGCAGCGACCGCGGGAGGACGGGUGCUGCUCCUGGUCUGACCUGCUCUGCUCCCCCUCGAGCUAUGGUGAAGAAGUUCUUCAAGAGGUGUGAGUGGGAGCUGCUGGCCCCCAUAGAGCAGACUCGUGCACACAACGUCUAUAAGAACUACAAGACGAUGCUCAAGUUAGGUAUGGAAACUAAGCCACCUGACUUUGUCCAGAGAUUCAUAGUUCGACAUCGGAGACGAAAUCUCCGGCGUCAAAGAAGAAAGUUGAAGGGCAAUAAGUCGGUUAAACAGAAAGCAAGAAAGACUCCAACUAAGGGAAACCGUGCCUCCAAGCGUAUUAUUGAGCAGAGCUCUAAUUAUCACAGUGCCUCAUCAGCCAGCUCCAGUCACACUAUGGAAGAGAAAUCUUCACCUCAAAUACUGGAAUCAUUAGUGUCGAGGAAGGAUGAAGGUAUCACAGCAAGGCUAUUAAAUGGCAAGAAUGGAAUGUGUGGAGAAACCUGCAACUGUGUGAUGGAGGACCAGAAUAUAAUUGUAAAAGGACCAUGUGAUGCUGACGAGUGUGAGGCUGAUCCGAGUAUUGAAGUGAAGUGUUGUCAGGAUGUGGUGAUAUCCGAACAAAAUUUCACAACUUGUGCAUGCAGGGCUGAGAAUGACUUGAGUUUCAGUGAUUGUAGAAUGGAGGACAACCAUGAUAAGCUGGAUUGUGCAGCAAGUUCCAUAGCAGCUUCAAGGUGUGUAGCUGAUAGUAAGAUGAUUAAAGAUUCUGAAGUGGAAAAUAGUCUUAGUGUGCUGAAUUCUAUUGAAAGUUUCACAAAGGCUCCUUUCAAGUGUUACGUUUGUGCAUGCUCGAUUUUAAAGGAAUGGAAUUCGAAUGCACAUUUAAAGAUUUGCAUGGAUGAGAAGCAUUUAGAAUGUGAAACGUGUGGGCAAAAGUUUUCAGGGUUCGGGGCCUUAUGCAAUCACUUUUCAUGUGCCGCUGCUGUUUAAACUGAAGAUAGAUAUAAGUGUUCCUUUUGUAAUCAUUCAUUUUUAUGAAAUAGCAGUCAGAAAAAUCACGAACACAUUCGUUGCCAAACUGAAAAGGUGCCAUGUUGUCACUGUGAACUAAACUUCUCAGAUAUGUUAGAUGACAUGCACGAAAGGUUCACUCACAGAAUGAACUUUUUAAAUGUUUUGUGUGGUGUAAAAUACUCUACCUCAAGCUAUUUACAAAGGCAUGUGAGAGAAGUUUAUAGAUUACUCUCUUCAGUUUUCAAUCUAUGGCCAUAAAUAUGCUACCAUAUUGGGCUUGGAGACAUGACUCGCUAUGGGAAGCCAUAGUUAUUAACGUGUUCAUAUUGCUUCUCGAGGUUCAGCAGAAGAACCCAUCUUGAUAGACAUCUUUCUCUUCGAUGAAUAGUUAAGUAGUUAAGCAGCAUCAGUGUUCAGAUUGCAAGAUGAAAUUUUUUUAUUUCAGUGAUCUCCAUAGGAACCAGGAUGUUUUUAACUCAGACCAUUCAAGUGUUCAGAAUGUUGGCUCACAUUAAAUAGCCAGGGGUGCUUGGACAGAAAUAAAAGAAUAUAUGCUGGAGAGGGUUGGAGGAGUAUGUUGUGUGGUGAAACUUUUAUGAUAAGAACAUUUAUAAAAUAAUUUGUGUACAGAUUCAUUCAGGAGACUCUGGAUAAUGCACGAGAUAGUGUGCAAGAUUUUUUUUACUUCGUAUAAUAGAAUUAAGAAGUUACAUGUACAAGCUCCAAGAAAAUAAAAUUUCUUAAUAAAACCCACCCUCUUGAAGCUCU
Procambarus clarkii (red swamp crayfish) is the source of this 1967-nucleotide messenger RNA. RefSeq lists its product as uncharacterized. The record is from RefSeq and is a predicted model, not a curated record. NCBI's taxonomy places the organism in Eukaryota, Metazoa, Arthropoda, Malacostraca, Decapoda, Cambaridae.